Messenger RNA from Monodelphis domestica (gray short-tailed opossum), 1314 nucleotides. RefSeq names its product fetuin B (gene FETUB). Gene Ontology annotation, biological process: negative regulation of endopeptidase activity; binding of sperm to zona pellucida. Gene Ontology annotation, cellular component: extracellular region. The record is from RefSeq and is a predicted model, not a curated record. Gene Ontology annotation, molecular function: metalloendopeptidase inhibitor activity; cysteine-type endopeptidase inhibitor activity. NCBI's taxonomy places the organism in Eukaryota, Metazoa, Chordata, Mammalia, Didelphimorphia, Didelphidae.
UAACUUCCGAGCAAUCCAGGUCAGCCUCAAAUUCAGGGGGAUAAAAAUUCAAAGGCUCAGAGGAGAAGUUGCUGUCUGCCUUUGCCACCCUUUGUUUUCAGACCAAGGAAGUCAUCUGGCAGAAUGACCCUCCUUCUCUUCCUCAGCUUCUUGGGCUUGUUGUCCAGUUGCUGGGGUGGAAUCCUUCCUGCUCAAGUCCCCCAAGUUUCUCCUCUCUUUUCUCCCCAUGCCUGUAAUCAAUCUCUAGUGUUGACCAUGGUGGAUAUUACUUUGCAAGACAUCAAUAAGGACCAAAAGGAAGGCUACAUCUUGCGCCUUAAUCGAGUGGUUGAUGCCCAAGAGAAUCGUCAGGGAGGUCCAGACUCCAUCUUCUACCUCACCUUUGAUGUAUUAGAGACCUCCUGCCAUGUACUCAGCAAGAAAAAUUGGAAGAAUUGUGAGACCAGGAACCUUCACGAAUUGGUAUAUGGCCGGUGCAAAGCCCUAUUUUAUGUUAACCCGACCAGAAGGAUUCUAUACCCAUCUGCCUAUAAUUGCACCAUUCGUCCAAUUUCUAAAAGGAACGUUCACAUGAUGUGCCCUGAUUGCCCAUUCCCCGUUCAGGCCAACUACUCUGAUCCUUCGGUUUUUCAAGCCGUUAGUGAAUCUCUGGCAAAAUACAACAAGGAAGUUGCAGUAGGAAAGAAAUUAUGUUUCUUCCAAGUCACCCGAGCUUCUACCCAGUGGGUAGUAGGCCCUGCUUACUUUGUGGAAUACUUGGUCACAGAAGGGCCCUGCACUGAAGGACAGCAACAUUUGAAGCCAGUUGUUGAUGCCGAGCCUGUAGGGCUUUGCAAGGGUUCUCUGACAGAUUCUAGAGCCCUCUUAGAGAAAUUCAUCUCUGUGUCCUGUGAAUUCUUUGAAACUCAGCCCACCGUGGCCCCUGAGAGCCAGCCCACAGAAUCCCAGAAUGGACAGCAGCCAGCCUGCCCCACCACGGCUUCCCUACAGGAAACUAAAGGAACUGUCCAGUUCUUAAAUGACGUGGAUGAUAGGAAAGACAAAGACCACCAGGAAAAGCAAUCCCUUCCGCCCAUCCCUGUGCAGAUGGACUCUACUUCGGGGAAACCCAUAUACCUCCCACCUCACAUUCGAACCUUCGUUCUAUCAAAAGACUUGCCAAUGGUGUUUCCUUUCCCAGAAGGUUCAAGAUCACCUGAGUGUCCAGGACCUGCUGAGAACGCUAAUCCUCUGAUUCUUCCACCGUGAAAGUCACAUCACCAUAAAAGCCAAGGAGAGGGAGAGGGAGAAAAUAAAGGCUUAAACUUUUAAAAA